AUGAAAAAUUCGUCAAAUUUGCACGAAGCAGCCGAAGCAAUUGUCGAGCGAAUUGAGACCGAACUCAGAAAAUAUAAGAAAAGCCAAUACUUGCGGUUUGCAACAAUUAUGGAUCCACGUUAUAAAAUGACGUUUCUUGACCAAGAAACAAAAGAGGAGUUCAUUGAAUACAUAUCUUUGAAAUAUAGCACACAUAAUUCUUUGAGCGAUGACUGCGCGAUACUUGAGAAGGAGCAACCACCGGCGAAAAAGCAGAAAUCGUCAUUUGAAGCUUUCAUCCAGGUACGAAUGGCUCUAUAG
This is a messenger RNA of Caenorhabditis bovis, 300 nucleotides long. The record is from the annotation of a GenBank genome assembly. NCBI's taxonomy places the organism in Eukaryota, Metazoa, Nematoda, Chromadorea, Rhabditida, Rhabditidae.